Capra hircus (goat) is the source of this 2014-nucleotide messenger RNA. RefSeq lists its product as uncharacterized. Bases 387 to 1613 code for a protein of 408 amino acids. Gene Ontology annotation, biological process: immune response; toll-like receptor signaling pathway; inflammatory response. The record is from RefSeq and is a predicted model, not a curated record. The transcript has 3 exons. Gene Ontology annotation, cellular component: membrane. Gene Ontology annotation, molecular function: transmembrane signaling receptor activity. NCBI's taxonomy places the organism in Eukaryota, Metazoa, Chordata, Mammalia, Artiodactyla, Bovidae.
GCGCAGAGGGCAAGCCCGGCCCGCCCCGCCCGGUCCCGGGCCCCUUGGACGGGCCCGCGGAGACACCGCCCCGGCUGUUUCAGCGAGGCCGUGCGUGGCCAGCUGUCCUGAGCCCACAAAACGACCAGGUGUGUCUCCCAGAUUUAGCAGAGAUGUCUCAGAAAGCCUCGGCUGCAGAAGUCCUUCCCUCCAGGGCAGACACGCCCCGGCUGCUCCCAGGCCUCCUCUGAGGACGGGCGUGGGGAGCGGGAAACGUGGGCACCACAUUGGAGGCCCUUGGUGCCCAGGAAGCACAGCGGCAGCCUCUGCCUCCCAGACGCCUGGACGCUGCGGGGGAGCGCCCUCUCCCCCUUGGAGGGACCAGAGGCAGACCCGGGGCAGCCCGCAUGGGUUCCUGCGCCGGGGAGGAAGGCGGGGCCCCGGGCAUCUCCCCGCUGAGGCCCGGCGACCAGUUCCACCUGUUUGUGAGCUACAGCAGCGUGGACGCCGUGUGGACCCAUGGGCUCACCGGCCGCCUGGAGGCCGAGCUCCCGGGGCUGAGGGUGUGCCUGCACGAGCGGGACUUCACGCCCGGCAGGAACGUGCUGGAGAACAUGGCGGGCUGCAUCCAGCAGAGCCAGAAGGUGCUGCUGGUGCUGAGCGAGGACUUUGUGCAAAGCCGCUGGUGCCUCCUGGAGGCCGACCUGUCGCUCGUGGGCUCCUGCCUGGAGAGGAAGCCGGUCCUGCCUGUCCUGCUGCGGCCCUGCCGGGUCCCGCUGCAUCUCAGCCACCUGACCUACCUGGAGGCCACGGACGGCCGCUUCUUCCAGAAGCUGGUGCAGCUCCUGUGCACCCCCAACCAGCGCCUGGCGCGCCCCCCGGCCCUGCGCUCGGCCCCCGCCCUCUACAGUGGGAAGGCCCUGCUGACCCUGGACUGCAUCAACAGGGACAGCCUGUCCUCGUGGGAGGUGGGCAGCUUCAGCACGCUGGCCGUGCCGGACGCCCUGAAGGAGGUGCUGGAGGACCCCGAGCUGUACAAGCAAGCCGUGGGCAUCCUGAACAGCGUGCGCUCGCCACGCUGCUUCCUGCGUUACCUGGGCUGCAGGGUCAUCCUCGCCAUAGCCCUCAUGCUCCUCGCUGUGGUUUUCCUGUUCAUACCCUUCACCAUCGGGUUCGUGGCGCGCCAGCCACCUCAGUGGUUCCUCGUGAUCAGCGCCAAUAUAUUUCUCUGCCUCUUUUUCAUGAUCUUAAGCGUCAACACCCUGUGCUGGCUCCGAAGGUCUUCCAGGAGGACCCUGCGGGAGCUGGCGUGCCGCGUCGGGGAGGCCAACCUGCUGCUGGCACCGCACUCGGUGCUCGUGGGCUGCGAGACCAAGAACAAGCUGUACUUCGUGUACGUGGUGCUGGGCGACUGCAAGCGGGCCUUCCUGGGCGCCCCCGAGGGCGAGGCCGCGUUCCAGGAGGCCAUCCUGCGGUUCUCGUCCAGCUAUGCCUGCUGCCUGGCCCAUGCGCACUUCCCCCACUGGGAGGAGGCCGCGGGGGCCCCGGGCCACCUGGAGGUGGGCCUCUGCUUCUGCCAGUUUGUGUCCCUGCAGCUGAGGAGACUCGGGGCGGUCGGGGUGAACCCCGUGUGACGGUCUGAGGGCAGAGGCAGGGCCCCUUGCUGGACACCCGGCCACCCCUGGGGGUCCCUGCAGACCGGGCUGCCCUGGGCAUUGAAGGCAGAUUGAACGCAGGAGGAGAAGGGGAAGACAGAGGAUGAGAUGGUUGGAUGGCAUCGCUGUCUCAACGGAGAUGAGUUGGAGUAAACUCCGGGUGUUGGUGAUGGACAGGGAAGCCUGGCGAGCUGCCAUCCACGGGGAUGCAAAGAGUCGGAUUCGACUGAGUGACUGAACUGACUCAGGAGGGCCUGAAAGCAGCCGGUGGGGUUCCUCCUCUCUAUCAAAGCAGGCCGCGUUGUGAACUGUGUGUGUUUGAGGAUGCUGUGUUUGGAAACAAAAGAGGAUAGAAUGUAACAACUGAGCGUCUAAGUUAA